Molecule: messenger RNA, 783 nt
Organism: Schizosaccharomyces osmophilus
Lineage: Eukaryota; Fungi; Ascomycota; Schizosaccharomycetes; Schizosaccharomycetales; Schizosaccharomycetaceae
Gene: his6
Product: 1-(5-phosphoribosyl)-5-[(5-phosphoribosylamino) methylideneamino]imidazole-4-carboxamide isomerase
Exons: 4
Coding region: 1-783 (260 amino acids)
Biological process (GO): L-histidine biosynthetic process; L-tryptophan biosynthetic process
Cellular component (GO): cytoplasm
Molecular function (GO): 1-(5-phosphoribosyl)-5-[(5-phosphoribosylamino)methylideneamino]imidazole-4-carboxamide isomerase activity
Source: RefSeq, a predicted model, not a curated record
AUGUCGCAGCAUACACUUUUUCGUCCUUGCAUCGAUAUUCACAAAGGUCAAGUAAAACAAAUUGUUGGUGGAACUUUGGGAGACGAUGCUAGCUUACAGACAAACUAUGUCUCUUUGAAAUCGAGUGAUUACUAUGCUCAGCUCUACAAGGAAAAUCAUUUGCUAGGAGGCCAUGUGAUUAUGUUGGGUCCCAACUGCGAAGAAACUGCAAAGAGUGCUCUCCGUGCCUGGCCAGGCUACCUACAAAUUGGCGGUGGAAUCAAUAAUACAAAUGCAAAGUACUGGUUAGAACAAGGAGCUUCCAAGGUAAUCGUCACAUCUUGGUUAUUUCCAAACGGUCAGUUUGAUUUGGAAAGAUUGAAAACCAUUUCGGAUCUAGUGGGCAAAGAUCGUCUUGUUGUCGACGUUAGUUGUCGUAGAAAGGGAAGUGGAUGGUUUGCAGCAAUCAACAAAUGGCAGACGGUAACAGAACUUGAGAUAUCCAAAGAGAAUUUGGAUAUGCUGUCAAAUUACUGUACUGAAUUUUUGAUCCACGCGGCUGACGUGGAGGGAUUAUGCCGGGGAAUUGACGAGGAGCUAGUGAAAAAGCUGGGCGAAUGGGUAACGAUUCCUACCACUUAUGCGGGUGGUGGACGAAAUAUCGAAGAUUUGGAAUUAGUGAACACAUUAAGUCACGGAAAAGUUGACUUGACGAUAGGUAGCGCUUUAGACAUAUUUGGUGGAAGUUUGGGAUUCGCUCGAGUCGUCGCUUGGAACCGACAAUUUGCUCCAUUGUCUCUCUAA